Molecule: messenger RNA, 2601 nt
Organism: Asterias rubens (European starfish)
Lineage: Eukaryota; Metazoa; Echinodermata; Asteroidea; Forcipulatida; Asteriidae
Product: PHD finger protein 24-like
Exons: 7
Coding region: 1-1428 (475 amino acids)
Molecular function (GO): calcium ion binding
Source: RefSeq, a predicted model, not a curated record
AUGGGCGUGACAAUGGGAAAAGCAAAAGGGGUGACAGAGGUGAAGAAAACCCCAAUCCAGAAUUUCCGCAAGGCUGCUAAGGUGGUGUCGAUAAUGAGGAAGACCAGCCGAGAUGCUUCGUCGAAGGGGAGCGACGACGACAGCGGCCCAGACACCAUCAGGCGUCGUUCCUCGUCGUCAACGGUCACCACCGAGUCGGUCCGUGAAGUAGAGGAGAACGGGACCAGCUUGGCAAGACGUGAAUCCCACGCCCUGCUGCUGGACGAUCUACGGGGCGGUAGCUCCCACAAGAGGGAGUCCACUCCCAAGAAAAUCGUUGAUGACUCCAGAACGGUUGUCUUUAAGGACACCACAGAUGCCUGGGCUGCUCUGAGGGAAGGGCUGGUCACGGAGACGGCUGAGAUUCCUGAGACGGAGUUCGCUCUUGUUGACUCUGCUCUGACGGGGUACAAGACGGUUGAGAGAGUGCAUGAUGUAGACGAUGAUGAAGAUGAUCUCACGAGGAGGGGGAGGUCAGAGAGUAAUGAAAGUGAAAUCAAAAUUCCUUAUGAACCACCAGGAGGCUUCAGUCUUAAGAUUCCCUCAGAUGAGAUGUGUGCCAUUUGCCGUUCCCAUUCCGGUGGGGUUUUAUUCCCCUGCCGUGUCUGCACCCAUGCGUUCCACGAGGGAUGUUUGAAGAAGUCUGGCCGAGCGCAGGACGCCACCGCCAGGCAGAUGCUGUACAGGUCCACCUCUGGAGUCGGCUGGUCAUGUCAUGACUGCGAAGAUCUGAGCCAACUACUACCCCAGGACGAUAUGAUCGAACUGAUGGAGGUUUUCGACAUGGCAGAUAUCGACUCAGAUUCGACGAUCUCGCUGGAAGAAUUCAUGAGGUACCGUAAGAAGGUGUUUCGAGACCGGGAAGAUCGCGACAUGAUGCGGUACGAGGAGGAGGACGAAAAGAACCAAUUCACGGCGAUAGACACGGACCGUACUGGGAGCCUAUCAUGGUGGGAGUUCCUCAGCCACGAGGCUGUCAGGAGGCUCUCUUCGUUGUCAAAGAAAAAUUUAGCCAAGAAGCUGAGUGAGAAGGAGGUACACCGGGCACGAGAGAACUUCCGUGCCUUCGACACGGACGGCGAUGGGGUCAUCACGGAGUUUGAAGCCAGGCGCGCCUUCCGUAGUUGGUAUUCGCUGUUUGUGCCCGAUCCAAGCGAAAUGUCACUAAGGGAUAGGCGAAAGAUUUCCGAAGAUGUUUGGAAAGCGAAGAAUAAGGAGUUUAACAUGCACAUUGAUACAAACACCAAUUUGCUGAUGAGUGCUGAUGAAGAUUGUUCUGGGACCAUUUCGUGGCAGGAGUAUUUACUAGAGCAGGCAUUGUUCAUCAUAGCAGCUCGUCCUAACGUAGGACCCAUCAAACUCAAUCGACGGCCAAGCUUUGCCCAAUAAGCAUAAGCUCAAGAUAAUUGACACAGCCUGUGGGGAACGACAAUCAAAAUAAAUGGAGGGGGCUCUGAGGUUAACAUGAGUUUUGUAAAUGCACUCAUUUCUAACCUCUUAGUAACCUCGUAAGACGCAGUAUGACACAAUGCAAUUGCACUGGGAAAAUAAUAUGUAAAAAUGUAUGAAUAAAGAGUAUGUUACUUUUGUUGUAUCUUUCUUGAUGUUUAUUUUGUGCCUAAUCAGAACUACAUUGAUACAAAUUAAACAAUGAUGGCACUGCCUAUGGGGCCAUAUAAGGGAGAACUUGUGUGACUCUAGGUGGCAGCAGACUUACAAGGUAACUCAAUAUUGUUCUUGGAAAUGUGAGAUGCUCCAUCAAUCAAUCAAUAUUGCACCGUAUCCUGCAGGACGUUGGCUCCACGAUUUUUUUUCUCCACUCUUGCUUAUCUUGCGCUCUUUGAUGUCCCAGGUAGAAGGUGCUGUUAUUGCCACCUCUUCCGAGGCCUACCCCGUCUAUUUUUUUUCCAGUAACUGCUUCAAGUAGGAUGCAUUUUGGGAGUCUGUUGUUUUUCAUUCUCACUACGUGGCCAAAAAAACGGAAAGUUGGAUCUUGUAGAUGCGUAGAGCGAUCAACUCUUGUAGGUUACCACCAGCUGACGCUCUCCUCCACCUCCAUAGAGUUAUAUAUAAGGCAUGCUCAUACUACAAACAAAAUGGAAAUUUGCUUUGUGAGUCUGCUGCCACUUAGCGUUCAAAAGUGUAUCAUAACUUAGCCUAGACUGGGCCCCUGUCUUUGUCCGCAUUCCAUUGGAUACAAUGGUAUUGGGUAAACGUGUACAGUGACAAACGUGAGAUUUCCAUGCCCAAACAGUACACUGCUGGUUUUGAUGCCGGUCUCUGGCGUUAUUCACGAGCCUCGAAGUGUGACGUCAGAUGUUCAGGCUAAACUUAGCCUAACUUUAGUUGAAAAUGUAAAUAAUUUGUACAGAAGACCUAACAAUGUGUACAUUAUGUCUCAUUACCAUUGCCAAGACGCAGUUAACCUAACUGGUACAAACUUGACACAUGUACAUUAUUGACAUACUACAUGUAUCCAUAAUGAUAAGACUAUUAUUACCAUCCAACCUCGGUUUCAUUACAUUGAUUACAGCAGAGGAACAGUGUACCAUGGCAAUAGUU